This is a messenger RNA of Morchella sextelata, 507 nucleotides long. RefSeq lists its product as uncharacterized. The transcript has a single exon. NCBI's taxonomy places the organism in Eukaryota, Fungi, Ascomycota, Pezizomycetes, Pezizales, Morchellaceae. Bases 1 to 507 code for a protein of 168 amino acids. The record is from RefSeq and is a predicted model, not a curated record.
AUGGCCCCAAACUCUCAGACCCACCACGACCCCGCCCCAAGCACCUUCGCAGCCGACAUCGCCGCCGAAGAGAAGAGCUACGAUGCCCUAAUGGCACAGGCCAAGAGCUCGCUAGCGCGUAUCAAGGAGCUCGGCGCCGAAAUCGAACAAGUGCGGGAGUCGCAGAACUCCGGUGAAGCUCGAAGAACGGCAGUGUUGUCACAGAUCGAGUCUCUGAAUAGAGUAAAUGGCACGUUUGAGCACCAGGACUCACAGAUGGAGGGGAGCGAUCAUAUCGAAGUGAGAAAUGGAAGCGAAGGGGAUUGGCAUGACACGAUGGGGGACGCUACUGAGAUGGAGGUUGAUACAAUCGUGGAAGAAGAUGGAAGUUUUCCGGAGCUGAUGGAAAAGGCGAAAAGGCUGUUGGCAAGGAUAUCGAUGAAUGAGAAUGAGAAUGAGAAAGAAGUCGAGGUUGAAGCACAGGCUAGACAUGAGAGAGCUUAUGCCGACCUAUGGAAUCCCGUGUAG